Messenger RNA from Malassezia sympodialis ATCC 42132, 1674 nucleotides. Its product is annotated as RCC1 domain-containing protein. Gene Ontology annotation, biological process: mitochondrial respiratory chain complex III assembly. NCBI's taxonomy places the organism in Eukaryota, Fungi, Basidiomycota, Malasseziomycetes, Malasseziales, Malasseziaceae. Gene Ontology annotation, cellular component: mitochondrial inner membrane. The record is from RefSeq and is a predicted model, not a curated record.
AUGUUCGCUCGAGGCGCACGAGCUGCAUGGGCCUGUGGUGCACGAGCUGCGUCGGGCCAAAAUGCGCUGCUUCGCAUGGUGCCCCGCUCCGUGAAGGCUACGGCUCUCGUAGCGGUCGGUGGCUGUGCUCUCGCUAGCCCGCUGCUAGCCGAUGCGCCGCUCUUCGAGGCGCCGCCGCCGACGGAGCACCGCUUUCCCCUUCUAUCUUUCUUAGCUUGGGGCUCUAAUGCACAGGGCGUGCCUGCACCGGAUGGCAAGGCAUCGAGUGUGCCCUUUCCCAAAGUAUUGCAGGUGCUCGACGGCAUGGCCUGGCGCGAUGUACAGCUGAAUGAAACUUGCGCUGUGGCCGUAGACGCGGGCGGUGACGUUGUGCAAUGGGGGACCGGCUUUGAUGCAUCCAAGGAGGCAGGCCCGGCCAAAACCUUGACUGGUAUGGAUAUUCAACGUGUGCAGCUUAGUGGUGGUAAGGUGUAUGCUCUCUCGCGCUCCGGUCAUGUAUAUGUCUUUUCUCAAGCUCGGGAGCACCAGCAGCCCGUCAAAAGCUCGUGGCUUUCCUCGUCCAUCGAUGUCGUCAAGCUGUCCGCAGACGAAAAGCUGGUCGACAUUGUGGCGGGCGAUCAUCAUGUGCUGGGCCUCUCACGACAGGGCCGUGUCUAUUCGAUUCCAGCGGAUGACCUGGCGAACGAAUAUGGCCAACUGGGGUACUCUACGGUUCAGCUUGGUCUUAAUGAGUCGACACGAGCGUACGAGGCGCAGAUGGAGCCAGCGGUGGUACGCAGGAAGCGGGCUGCGACCUUGUCGAUGAGCAGCGCCAGCGAGCCUGCGCCUACUCGUCCGCCGACAGAUAUCCGCUACGCCACUUCCUGGCGCCUAAUUCCGUCACUAGGUGAAUCGAGGUUUGCGGAGAUUGCGGCUGGCUCCGCGCACUCAGCUGUUCGCACCGAGGACGGCCGUGUACUUUCCUGGGGCCAAAAUUCAAAUGGCCAACUCGGACUGGGUGCACACGUUACGUUUGAGACAAUCGCUGUACCUCGCGAGGUCGAGUUCCCCCUCUCUGUCGUCGGUCGUCACGCUAAGUGCACCAAAAUUGCUGCAGGGGGCGCGAACACCUUUUUUGUGAUGCACAGCCGCGGUGCACCUGUAGCAUCGGAAAAAGGCCCAAUCAAGGCAGAUGAGCGCGUGGACGUGUUGGCUGUUGGAGCCGGUCAGCGAGGCACACUUGGCAACGGUCAGCGAAACCAGUCCUGCGGGAUUCCCGUGCGAGUCAAAGUGGUGUCUGGUAUGCAAGAGUACUCCGAGGCCCAUCGUGGCAUGCGCCCCAUUGAUGUACAUGCCAUCACUGUUGGCGACAGUGGCCAGUGUGCUCUCGUCAUGGAAGCGCCAUCCGUUGGCGACCAGACUCGUCGGGAUGUCUAUGUGUGGGGCAACAACAGCGCUUCUCAGCUGGCGAAUGGCAAAAAAAAUCACUCCGCCGUUCCUAUACUAUUGUCUAUGAUGGACAAGGCGGAGACAUCCAAGGACUCGGAUGCUGAGCCUGUCCAAGUCCGUGUAUUGCUCGUGGAACAGGUCAAGACCCGUGCCAAAAAUUUUGACGGUCGAGAGCGCACGUACCAUAUCGAGCAGCGCAUUGUGGCGGGCGGUUCUUGCAUGGCAUUGUAUGCAGGCGUCGUGUAG